Messenger RNA from Amblyraja radiata (thorny skate), 2148 nucleotides. RefSeq names its product DEAD (Asp-Glu-Ala-Asp) box polypeptide 43 (gene ddx43). The record is from RefSeq and is a predicted model, not a curated record. Lineage: Eukaryota; Metazoa; Chordata; Chondrichthyes; Rajiformes; Rajidae. The transcript is spliced from 17 exons. The coding region runs from base 1 to 2040 and encodes 679 amino acids. Gene Ontology annotation, molecular function: RNA helicase activity; ATP binding; RNA binding.
AUGUCGGACUGGGAGGCGGAGAGCGACGAUGAGCCGAGCCCGGUCCCGGUCCCGCGGGCGGAGUGGAGGCCGUCGCCGGCAGCAGCAGCAGAGCGCAGCCCGAGCCCUGAGCGGCCCAGGAGGCGGAGCCAUGAGCUGGGGGCCGGGGACCGCUGCGAGAUCCGCGGGCAAGAGGGCCGAGGAUGGCGGCCGCCGGGGGCCCGAGGCGGAGGCGGGGGCCGGGGCCGCGACCAGGGCUCCUCCCUCAACUUCCACAUAGACAGCGCCUUGGUGGGCACCGUUAUAGGUCGAGGAGGGUCUAAAAUACGUGAACUUGAAGAAACAUCAGGAUCUAAAAUACAGAUACUAAAAGGUGACAUUGAAGUUGAGGUGAGGCUUUUCGGCAGCCACGAGGCCCAGCUGAAAGCGAAGGAACUGAUUCUUAACCUUAUUGCAAGGAGAAAUACAGAUCAGUUGAAUGGACCUGAGAGAAGUGACCAAGGCAUUGCAUCGAAGCUCAGUGGUAGGUCAGCCACCACCUCCAACACCCCUUUGGCCAAGUGCAGCAGCAUAAACCCGUCCCGUCCUGCGAUCAACUGGACCUCGCUGCGUGAGAACAAGGAGAAAUAUGAAGCUAUGAAGUGGGCUGGUCUUACAAUAAUUAAAAAAGACUUUUACAUUGAAGCUGAGUCAGUUAUCAAUAUGACACCUGCAGAAGUUUCCAACUGGAGAAAGUCAAACAACAAUAUAAUGUGUGAAGAUAUGAUGGAAGGCAAUAAACGAGACUUUCCGAAUCCAGUGUGCACAUUUAUGGAAGCUUUUCAGCAUUACCCACAGAUUAUGGCAAACAUUGAGAGAGUUGGGUUCCAGUGCCCAACACCGAUCCAGUCUCAAGCAUGGCCAGUAAUUCUGCUGGGGUUUGAUCUGAUUGGGAUAGCACAGACAGGAACUGGAAAAACGUUGGUGUAUCUUUUGCCUGGAUUCAUCCACCUGGAUCAGCAGCCGGUGCCACGUGACAAAACUGAUGGCCCUGGAAUGUUGAUCCUCACGCCAACUAGAGAGCUUGCCCUUCAGAUACAGGAAGAGUGCAACAAGUACAGUUACAAAGGAAUUAAGAGUGUUUGUAUUUAUGGAGGAGGAAGCCGGAGAGAGCAGAUUAACUAUGUUACUAAAGGAGUGGACAUUGUUAUUGCAACUCCUGGACGAUUGAAUGAUCUUCAGAUGAACAAUUACAUCAAUCUGAAGAGUACAACAUAUUUGGUAUUGGAUGAAGCUGAUCGAAUGCUGGAUAUGGGAUUUGAACCUCAGAUUAUGAAGAUCAUUUUGGACAUACGACCUGAUAGACAGACGAUUAUGACUAGCGCAACAUGGCCUGAUGGAGUUCGUCGGUUAUCAAGAUCAUAUCUGAAGAAUCCGAUGAUGGUCUAUGUCGGAACCCUAGAUUUAGCAGCAGUAGAGACUGUUGAGCAAAAUGUAUUGGUUAUCCCUGAAGAAGAGAAACGAAGCUAUACACGUCACUUCAUUCAAUCCAUGAAGGCUGAGGAUAAAGUCAUCAUUUUUGUUGGAAGAAAGAUCAUUGCUGAUGACUUAUCAAGUGAUUUCAGUCUGCAAGGGAUCCCAGUGCAGUCUCUUCAUGGUGAUCGGGAGCAGUGUGACCGAGAACAGGCACUCGAAGAUUUCAAAGAAGGGAAGGUUCGGAUUCUCAUUGCAACGGAUCUUGCUUCACGUGGGCUGGAUGUGCACGAUAUCACACACGUGUUCAAUUUUGAUUUUCCUCGCAACAUAGAAGAGUAUGUGCACAGGAUUGGACGGACUGGCAGGGCGGGUCGUACGGGAGAAGCUAUAACUCUCAUUACAAGGAGUGACUGGAGAUUUGCUGCAGAGUUGAUUGCCAUUCUGGAGCGAGCGUGUCAGCCAGUUCCUGAAGAUUUAGUGAUGAUGGCAAAAAGGUACGAACAGAACAAGGUGAAGAAGGACCACGAAAGGCAGCUCACAGCCCCUAACAAUGAACGGCGCAGAGACUAUGGUCAUGGCCCGAGGGGCUGGAACAAAAGAAACUAAAACAACAUUCCCGCUAUUUAUUAUAAUGGAAAAAUAGAACCUGAAUUCUACAGCGCAGAUGCAAGUUUCAGCCCAACCUGUGAGCCAGUGUACUCUAACACCACCUUC